Arabis nemorensis is the source of this 513-nucleotide messenger RNA. The record is from the annotation of a GenBank genome assembly. Lineage: Eukaryota; Viridiplantae; Streptophyta; Magnoliopsida; Brassicales; Brassicaceae.
AUGGAGCCUGAUUUACAUGGCGUGAUCAMAUUGGCAGCGAAUGCUUUUGAAGAGAGGACUCUUGCCAUGUUUGAGGGGUAUGCAYUGAGUUUAAAAGACCAUUUCGAUGAAAGACUAUAUGAGCUACGGAAAGAGCUUUUUGAGAAGGAAAUUCAAGGUUUAAGGAAGACUUAUAAUAGUCCAACUAUGGAUGAGGAGAGAACAAAAGWGCACACGUUCCAUUCAAAAGAUGGAAAGACAAAGGCAACCCUUUUCGGAGGAAAGGCAGAUCCUAUGGCCAUAACAAAUGAAGUAUCAAAUGAAAACCAUCAACAUUUUACAGAUUUAAUUUACGGACCAACCAAAAUGCAGGACCCUAGGCAGAGUUAUGGGGGGAGUUGUGCUUUCUUCCAGACGCGUGAUAACCCCGAGAAGGAAAUGGCAGCCGCAGUUGAAGGGAAUGAAGCCAAUUUUGAUGUCAGCGGGCGAGUAAAGGACAAAGUAAGUUCAGAGCAUAACAAUAGAUAUUUCUAA